AUGCCUCCGUCACCUUCACUAGUGACGUCAGCUUCAUUUGUCUUCCCAACAACAACAACUCAUGAUGAACAACAACAGCAGCUUAAGACCCGUAACAACACUGAUAACAACAAUCUAAAUAGACCUCAUCUGGUCCAGUCAUCGCCGGUUACCAUCCGAACUCCCCCUCCUAUUCAAAAAGUUAUACCGACUGUUCCUACCAUUAUCCCUGGAGCUGAUUACUUUGUUGAACCUAAAAAUUGUUUCCACCAUGGCCAUGUUCAUUCUCGAUCCUCCAGUGGUGCUUCUUCCAAUAUCUCUCUUUCCAAGUCCCAUAAACCCGCUAAUAACAGUAUCUCCAGUAUGGCCAGUACAACUUCCGAUUUGACCAUUUACGAGAAUGUGGUGUUCCACGGUCAACCUGUGGCGCCAGGGUUGACCAAUGAUGAGUUUGUCCAAGACAGUAGUGGUGUCAAGAAUGUCCUCAAUCUACUGUUAUCAUUAGACGGUGGCAACAGCAGUGUCAGUGGUGGUACUCCUACUACAGGAACUGCUAAUAGCGGUCCAUCUAGAUCUACGCCUUUACCCAAAGCUAGUAGUGCUACAGAGAGUAGAUUCAAUCUUAAUAAGUUGGGGAGAUUCCACACUGGUGGCGAUUACUCGUGCAACGGAAACGAAAUGACCCCAUCUACUUCACUUUCAAACACAUCAUCAUCAUCAUCAUCAUCAUCAUCAUUACCGUCAUCAACUACUACGGCUAAAGCAGCCCUGUUGAAAAAGCAAGCAACCUUGCCCAUAAACUUUCCUCAAGCUGAAACCCCCACUACAAAGAACUUUGGCGAUUUACAUCUUACAAUCCCUCUGGCUGGCCCAAGUGGAUCAUUUUUUAAAUCACCAGUAAGCAUGAAAGGUUGGUCACCUUCUACUUCUUCCAUAGGAGCAUCUCCAAUAACCCCAUUAGAUGAAAGCUCCAUUAUUAAUCUAUCACCAGGUCAAAUCAAAUACUGUAACUUGGACCAAUUUCAGAGUUUGAUUGAAGGUGAAAGCAUAUACCCAUCCACUAGUCAAUUGGGAAAGGUUCUAAUGAUAGAUAUUCGACCCUUUUCCGAUUUUAUCCAUUUGCAUAUUUUUGGUAGUAUAAAUAUAUGUCUACCAAGUACGUUACUUCGAAGAAACAACUUUGAUUUGAAUCGGUGUAUUAAUUCAUUGCCAACCAUGGAGAAGUCAAUGCUUCAAUCAUAUCUUGCCUUCAAAGCAGAUAGUAUAAAGAAUAACCAUACCUUCUCAUUCCCAUAUAGUACCAAUGGAUUACCUCCAAUUAUAUUAAUGGAUACCCAUGGUGCACUGCCAAAUUUACUAUUCUUCAUUAAAAAAUGGAUUAAUAAUGAUUUAUGGGAUAGUUCUGCCCAGAUCUUUAUUCUUUCAGAAGAUAUAAAGAAUUUACCUGAUAAUUUAGUGGAAUCAGGUAAGCUGUCAUUACUGAACACCAGUUCUCCCAUCUCCUCAAUUGGAGCUGCUUCAUUUUCAAUGUCAACUCCCGUAUCUACAACUUGCUUGACUCCAUCUCAAUUGGUGGGAGGAGCAGGACCUGGAGGAGGACCAGAUUCACUUGGAUCCCCAGCAACAAGAUACAUUAGUGAGGAAAACUCGCUUGUUAGUCAAUUCACUUUACCGUCUCCUCGUAGAGUGUUCAAAUUACGGCAUAAUGAAGAGUUGUUGGCGACUUCAAUGGCAGUUUCAGAUAAUCCCUUUGAAACCAAUUAUGCCACCGCAUUGAUAUCUAAUGCAAAAGAUAACCAAAGCCUUCCCAAAUGGCUCCGGGCAUCAUUGGAGGGCAGUAACAGCAUAUCUAAUGAUUUCCAUCGAUUAGAACGUUUAGAACAAGAUAGACUUAAUACGGCAUUUACGGGAUAUUCUGAAGGGUAUGAAAGCGAUGUUCCUAAAAUCAGUAGUGGGAUUGAGUUUGGCCAUAAGAACAGAUAUAAGGAUAUCUUCUUAUAUGAACAUAGUCGGGUCAAGCUUAACGAUAGAAGAGAGAUCUCCGACUAUAUCAAUGCAUCUUAUAUUGAUGCUACCACUAAGGUGGUUACUGAUUUAUUACCCCACAGAAAUAAAAGAACUGAAGAUGAUGAAGCUGGCUCUCAUUUGAAGUAUAUUGCUACUCAAGGACCAUUGAAUGAAACUGCCGGAGAUUUCUGGAGAUGUGUAUUGAAUGAAAAAUGUCGACUUAUUAUUUCCUUAACAGAUGAGACAGAGAAUGGAGUUUCCAAGUGUUGUCCUUUUUGGAAGUCUGGAGCUUAUGAAACGAAUGGAAGUAUUAUAAGUGUGAAGAUCAUGGAUCAAGAAAGAUAUCACGAUUCACUUUUAUUACGAAGCUUUGAAGUCAAACGAGGGAAUGAAGUAUUGUAUGUCUUACAAGCUCAUUUAACUUCAUGGCCAGAUAUGCUGACAUGUGAACUGAAUGAAGAUAUCAUUAAGUUGAUUACUUUAAAGCAUUAUUUGGUUGAUAUUUGCAAGCCGGAAACGCUGGAUUACCCGGUUAUUGUACAUUGUUCUGCCGGUUGUGGCCGCACGGGGACUCUUUGCGCCAUUGACACUGUGGUCAACUUGAUAAGCCAAAGAGGUGAUGCUGAUUUCGAAUAUGAUCCUAUCUUUGAAAUAGUCAACUGUUUCCGGAAACAGAGAGUUAGUAUGGUCCAGACCUUAAGACAAUACUCGUUGGUUUACGAUGUCUUGUGGGCUUAUGUUAAGGAAGGUCUUGUGCCGAAGAGUGAAUGGCUGGAUUUGGCAGCUUUGCAUACCGUACAAGCAUUUGUUGAUACAGUUACACUGAACUGA
Messenger RNA from Lizanozyma spartinae, 2817 nucleotides. RefSeq names its product tyrosine protein phosphatase (gene PTP3). Bases 1 to 2817 code for a protein of 938 amino acids. The record is from RefSeq and is a predicted model, not a curated record. Gene Ontology annotation, molecular function: protein tyrosine phosphatase activity. Gene Ontology annotation, biological process: protein dephosphorylation. NCBI's taxonomy places the organism in Eukaryota, Fungi, Ascomycota, Pichiomycetes, Serinales, Debaryomycetaceae. The transcript has a single exon.